Cladocopium goreaui is the source of this 5238-nucleotide messenger RNA. Lineage: Eukaryota; Dinophyceae; Suessiales; Symbiodiniaceae. The record is from the annotation of a GenBank genome assembly.
AUGAACCGUUUAUCCCAACAAGCGUUGGGCGAUGCUGCCGCGUCUUUCCUGGAAGCUGGGGUUACCGAUGUACGAGACAUGGACAGUCUCAGUGAAGUACUGCUGCUAGUGCGAAAUCGUGCGCGUGAUGCUGGGGCAAGUGGAAAUCUCUCUGCACAACGCGUAGGACUGGGUCGAGCGAUCCAGCCGUUGAUUCAGUGGCUUCUUCAUGAACAAGAUGUGAUUGCAUUACCCAUGCAAGCGAAAUGUGACCUCACCUGGAAUCUGUACACAGCAGCAGUUAGUAGGACAGCCGCGGCUGACUCAUUUCCCCUCAUGACGUCUUCAGAGGAAAGUUGGAAUGAUCUAGUAGCGCAUGAGUUUGCACACUUACUUUCUGAUGUCAUGGUCCCGAAUGAAAACAACAAAAAUGGCUUGAUCAUGCAUUUGCAUUGGUGGAUUCUCCUGGCUGGUCUUUUUCUUUGCUGCACUGAUCAGUGGGUGCUAUCUGGGCGCUGGCGGUUUUACAUCCUUUCUUUGGGGGUUUUCCUGCUGGUCUUGGGUCUAUACCUACUGUAUCGUCGAUGCAUGGUUUCUCUUACGAGAACGAAUCGGUUUGCAGUCAGCGCCCCAAGGUGCUUAUCGCGUAGAAGCAAUUUCUAUUCCCAGGAAUCAACCACUAUUUCUGGUAAUCAAUUUCAGCAACAAGCCGAUACAGGCUCCUUGGGUUUGGAAACAAUGCCAGCUGGAACUCCACCUCUGCCAGGUAUGAGUGCUGGCGCAGCUGCGCCGACCACAGGCGCAUGGCAGCUGGGCGAUGCGGUCGAGCUGACUGGUGCAGGUCCAACUGGGCCCCUUCAAGGUCAGGCAGGUGCGAUUACUGCAAUAGUGGGUGACCGUUUGGAGGUGCAACUAGUGUCAGGGUUGAAGAUUGGGCCAAUUGCUGCUGAGGGAGUGAAACGUCCUUGUCAUUCACACACACCAGCACAAGCACACGCCAGCGCCGUAGCACCGCAUGUAGCACAGCCAGAGAAUGUGUAUGCCCCAUUUUCUUUGGGGGCGGGUCAGAGCAGAGUGCAGCUCCAAGCGUCUAGGUUGCGCACAGCCUUGGAGAAAUCAUAUGGUUUGGCAAGCACAGUCCCCACUUGGGGUCAGCUGUUUUGGCAAGCAGUCAAGAAUGAGAUGGAUUUGUAUGGUCUUGAAGAUGAUGUGAAAGUGCUUUUAGAAAGCCACGGCUACAUAGGGUCUGCCACUCUGAGCCCGCCGAGGGUGGAAGAACUGAAGAAACAGUUAGCAACGCUGGAAACAGUAGGUGGCCCUAUGCAUGGCUCGGGCGGUUCCCUUUUGCGAGUUGCUGCAGGUGAUCAGGUUGCAAAUCCAGAGCAGAUGGCAUGGCACUUAAAAUUGCCUGCAGACUUGCAGCGAGCUGGCCCGGAGAUCUACAGGAACAUCAGGUCAGAAGGGGUGUCGUCAGUCAGACAGUGGAUCAAUGAACAACACCCCGGCCUGGAACAAAAGGCAUCACCGCAAUAUCAGGACCUAUACGUUGCAGCGACCGUCAUUGAUUUUGAGCUAGCCAACUGCACCACUGAGGGCAUGCUGAUGCACAAACUUGCCACUUCAGACACCUUGGAGAUUCAGUUGCGCAAGCUUGGAGCUUUCAUCUAUUUGCGGCGCACCAAGGACAAGACGGGCGCCAACCGCAUUCUUGGUGUACGAGCUCCUGGCACCAACUCAGACAUAGCUCCGAAAUGGUUGCUGGAUGAUGCCAACUUGCACUCCAAGGUUGAAUACCAGAGACAAGAGCGUGGAGCCAAAGCCAGCAAGUUUGAUGCCGGCAAUGGAAAGGGAGAUCUCAGAAACAGAAAGGGUGGCCGUGGAUCUGGUGGCGGAAAGGGCUCCGGCGGUGGCCCUGACGGCGGGGAGUCGGGCUUCCCACUACCGGCUCCAGAACGCCUGCUGCAUGAGUGGGAACUGCCACCGUCUGGCGCCUCGUUGCCGUCGGUGGAUGAAUUUGCGCAGGCCAAACACCUUUGGCCUUUACUUCCACUGCCUUUGCCAGAGACUGUUGUUUGGAAGCGCCUCAAAUCUUGCAGAUUGCGGGAGCGCCAAAAGAAACGGCUUCAAGUUCACCGCCUUUUGUGUGGUUUGGUGCGUGAGAUCAACACUCUGAGCACUGGCCAUGUUGGCCAUCUGACUUCACCUGAAGCUGCUGCCGGAUGUCGGAUGAAGGUUACAGCUGCUAGGUCACUUGCUCUUCAAUCUCUGCGUGUGCGUGCGGUUGAUGCAGCGAGGGCACGCCGGGGUCUUGGCCUGACAGGCGUCCGUGAAGCAACAGCUGCCCUUUUGAAGUCUCCCAUCGGAGCAGACGGGUAUGUCCGGUCCCAGGGUGUCAGACAAGUCCCUUUGCAGGCCGACAAAAUUGUGGAACCAGUGGAUGAUAGACAAAUUGACAUGUUAGCCGCGCUGCCUCAUGAUGAUGCGAUCUACUAUUCUGCAGAGGAACAUGUAGUUUGCCGUGAAGGAAAGAGUGAAGCCAUCUUCCGUGAAACUGAGGAGCAUUAUGGGUUUGUUGGAGGAAGCUUAGAAGAGUACCUCAAGUAUCUUGCACGCGAAGACGUGCAGCACCUCUGGGAAUGGGAUUUGCUGGAAAAUGUUCGUGCAAUUGCAGGGGUGUCCACCGUGCCCAAGAAAGACCAGGUACAUCAACGUAAACUGAUAAUGCAGGUGGCUUCCAACUACAUGUUCGAAGAUGUCACAAACCGUGCUCACUUAGGAAUGGGGGGUGGUUCUUCUUUGUCAAGAUGUUUUGUGGAAGGCAACCAUAUGCAGGUAGCGGCAUGCGAUGAGGACUCUGCCUUCACGUAUGUGCGAAUUCCCCAAUGGAUGACUUACUGGCAGGCCGGGCCACCGGUCAAAGCUGCAUUAGCUUGGCCGCUGCUGCCUCCGGACUUGCGGAAUAAGAUCCUUGAUCCUGACUGCACCUUUGUGUCACCACGGUAUCUACGUUUGGCAAUGGGCGGCUCGCAUUCUGUCUACAUUCUCAUGCGUAUAAACAUGCACCACAUAGGUUCCACACUAUUCAACUAUGCUUCACGGAUCCAUCUGGCCAGCAAUGACCAUGACGUUUCCGACCAAGAUGCUAGAUUGGAACCGCUGGCCACAGCAGAGGGCGAAGACCCAAGCAGUGACAUGGUACACUGGAUUGACGAUGAUGCUUGGGUGGAGCGACAACAACAACGACGGUUUGGGAUUAAGGGCAUGUCUGUCUACACCGUGGAUGAAUGGUGUGACAUAGUACGACGGUCGAAACAGUUUGACUGCAGAACUUUUGUUGUCAUCCACAUGUUUGCUGGAGAGAGAAGAAGCGGAGACAUCCAGGAGCACCUGGAAAAUAUGAUGGAACACGCUGAUCUCAAAUUGCUCAUGCUUUCAGUUGAUUUGGCUGUGGACCCAAAUUGGGACUUCCGCAUUCCUGCAACAUUCCACAAACUACUUCAACUUGCAGAAGAAGGCCUCAUUGAUUUGUGGCUUGGGCGACCGCCCUGCAGCACAGUGGCGAGAGCACGGCAUGUUAGACUUCCGGGCAGUUCUCGUCCAUUGCGUUUUCGGUGGGCUUUGUGGGGCCGUCCUGACCUAAGGUGCCAUGAGCGUGAGCGGCUUGAAGAGGCCAAUGAGCUUUGGCUCAAUUUCUGGGCUAUUGCUGAUGCAGUCUGCGGUAGAGGCGGGGGCUACCUUAUGGAGCACCCUUCAGAUCCUGGUGUUUCGCCGUAUCCCUCCAUUUGGAUUUUGCCUGAGGUGAUUGAGCUUGAGAAGCGGGCCAAUGCCACCAGGGUACAUUUUCAUCAGUGUGCUUUCGGUGGCGUAUCACCAAAGCCAACUACACUGUCAGGUAACCUUAUAGGAAUGGAUGUGAUUGACGGAGUUUGGUGCCCUGGGUUGAGUGUUGUGCAUAUCCACGGGCAGACAAUUGGGCGAGCACCUGGUGAUUCCUCUUGCAUUCGUAGGCUACAGGCAUACCCAACAAGUCUUUCUUUCGCAGUGGCUCAAAUGCUGUUUAACACCAUCCUUAAGAUGUCAGCAAAGCACACAGGACCAACUGGAGCUUUGAGCUCUCACAACAGUUUCCCGGCUCCAAGGGUCACAGCAUGGUCGAGCUGGAAGAAUUCAGUCCGGCCAGGAGUGGUCCUGCUCAACGAAGCCACGUCCAAAGGGCAGAGUCUUGUAGUGAGGCAUGGGCAAGCAGCGACCUAUGUCCAUGUGGAUGACACAGUGUUUGUGAGCAGAGAUGGCGAUCAUUCCUGCCAUUGUGACCGGCUCAUGUCAGAGACGGUUGCAGGCCUUGAGGCGGUCGGCUUCAAGGUCUCACAGCAGAACAAGUCUGGCGAAGUGGAGAAGGUGGUCGGCUAUGAGGUAGUCAACAAGCCAGCUGAGUUCAGGCUGCCUUUGCGCAAGAUGGCGCUCCUGCAGAUCGCUAUGAUGGGACUUGCUAGCCAGAAGUUCGUGUCAAUAGACGUGCUGAGAUCCUUGGUAGGCAUGUGGAUUUUUGGUAGUUUAUUGCGGCGAGAGCUGCUGAGCAUUCCUCAUAGUGUUUUCAAGUUUAUGGAAGAACACGAUGGCAUGGUUGUGGCGUGGUGGCAGUCGGCCAGAGACGAAGUGCGCGCCAUGGCAAGAGUUACCAGCUUGAUGGUUUGCCAGGUAGGAAGUCCUUUGCUGCCGUGGCUGUUUGCAACGGAUGCCAUGGGAGCCAAUCAUGUUGAUCACGGUGGUUUUGGAAUUGUGGUCACAGAGCUUGACCAAUCCGAGCUAGAAACAGUUCUCAAAUUGGGGGAAGCUCCCGGAAAGUCGAUAGCAAGACUGGAUGGCGGCGGGGGCGUCAAAUACCCUGACAAGCCGCUGGUGCCCACAGUUCCUUUCACAAUGCUCCCAGACAGCAUCCUGGACCAGACCAGGUGGAAACCCGUUGCUCAUGGCAGAUGGAAAUAUGGUGACCACAUCACCAUUGGUGAAUCCAGAACUGUUCUCAAACUGGUGCAGCGUCUGGCAGGGUGGCCAGCACUUCACAACCAUGCAGUGUUCUCCUUGCAGGAUAACCGGCCAACAGCAGGGGCGAUGUCUAAAGGCAGGUCCCCAUCCUUCUCACUGAACAGGGUGCUUCGCCAGAAAGCGGCUUGGUGUCUGGCGGCCCAAAUACGCUUGUUCCUUCCUUGGACGGAAUCUGCCAAACAACCUGCAGAUGAACUUUCCCGCUUGCAAUGA